Messenger RNA from Caenorhabditis briggsae, 1806 nucleotides. Gene Ontology annotation, cellular component: membrane. Gene Ontology annotation, biological process: nucleoside transmembrane transport. NCBI's taxonomy places the organism in Eukaryota, Metazoa, Nematoda, Chromadorea, Rhabditida, Rhabditidae. The transcript is spliced from 7 exons. Bases 1 to 1806 code for a protein of 601 amino acids. The record is from RefSeq and is a predicted model, not a curated record. Gene Ontology annotation, molecular function: nucleoside:sodium symporter activity.
AUGAAGGUCAGCGAUGUGGAGGACAUCGGGGGGGAGAGUGUUCUACAGAGAAGUUAUUCUUUGACCUCAAAAAGUUUGGAGAACAAUUUCAAUUUUUUGGAAAAAUUCUGGCUAAAAUUGAGGCCCUAUUGUGGAAUAGGAACUGUAAUUGUGUUCCUACUCGCUUUUCAUGGAUUUUUAAGUAAGUCCGUCUGUCUGUCUAGAUGUCCAGAUGUCCUUUUUGCAGUCGCCGCCGGCAUCCAUAACUACCAAAAAGCGGCACCUCUCAUCUACAUAACCCUAUUCCUUUGGCUAGUUUUUGUUUUGAACUUUCUGGUGACCACUGAAAAAUUUCAAGUCAUAUACACCGAUUUUUCUCAAAAAGUGACAGAGUUUGUGGAGCAAAAAAGAUUCGUACCAGUAGGUCUCAAAAUUGGAUUCAUUUUGGCGUUGCUGGCAUUCACAAUUGUGGAUUCAAUUCAUGAUAUUUCUAGACUUUUCGGGUUUUUCGCAUAUAUUUUUUAUAUUGCGUUCAUGUUCGCUUUUUCGAAUAAUCGGAUGAAGAUCAACUGGUCCGUGGUCUCCAGCGCUCUAAUUAUGCACUACUGCUUGGCACUAAUCAUUCUUAAGUGGUCAACAGGCCAAUGGUUUUUUCAACAAAUCGCUAAAUUGAUAGUUGGAUUUCUGGAAUUCGCUCAAGUCGGAGCGAAAUUCAUGUUCGGCUUUAUUGCUGGUCCUCCGAAUAUCUGUGAUUUGGCGCCAGUUUUUAUUUUCACCUCUCUUCAAACUUUGAUCUACUUCUCUGCAGUUGUAGCACUACUUUUCUAUUUUGGAAUCAUUCAAGUAGUCCUGAAAAAGAGCACAUGGUUCAUGAAAGUGCUCAUAGGGACCACACCAGUGGAAUCUGUAAAUGCGUGGGCGUGCACGUUCCUGGGAAUGACCGAGGCUCCGCUGAUGAUCGCUCCAUACUUUGAAAAGUGCACGGAUUCUGAAAUCUUUGCGAUUGUGACUAGUGGAUUCGCAUGUGUAGCUGGUACUGUAUUCGCAGCUUACGUGGCUCUUGGAGCCUGCCCAAUCUACUUGCUCACUGCGAGUUUGUUAUCAGCUCCAAUGUCAUUGGCCUGCUCGAAAAUUAUGUUUCCAGAGGUGGAAGAAACAAGGAUAAAGGAAGAAGACUUCCAACUAGAUCACUCUCACAAAAAGGGAUUUUUUGACACUUUAUGCUCCGCGGGAGUUUCCAUGGUGCCUACCGUAUUCGCCAUUGGAGCUACUCUAGUUGUCAUUAUGUCACUUUUAGCGCUUCUGGACACUGUUAUGAAUUAUAUUGGAGAUUUGAUUGGAUACGAGGGAUGGACAUUUCAGAUGUUGUUUGGUUAUGCGUUCUUCCCAUUGGCCUACAUUAUGGGAGUCACUGAUGAUGUUAAUCAGACGUUGUUAGUGGCUCAACUAAUGGGUACUAAAACCGCUGUCAACGAAUUUGUGGCGUACAACAAUUUAGGAAACCUUCAGAAAGAUGAAAAGCUGCAUGUAAGUCCAGAAGCUUUCAGAUUCUUCCAGAAUAUCUACUUCCAGAAAAAAUCCAUUCUGAUUGCCACGUAUGCUUUAUGUGGAUUUUCCAACUUUUCAUCUAUGGGGAUGUCUAUUGAAUUUUUGGGAGGCCUGGCGCCUAGUAAACGGUCCACCGUAUCGAAUUUGGUGUUAAGGGCACUUUGUGCAGGAUCAAUUGCAUGUUUUAUGAAUGCUACUGUUGCAGGAAUUCUGGUAUCGUCUCCAGAGUCAUGCAAAGCUGCUCAACGACCUGACUGCUUCAGAAUUCCAAACUCGUAA